Molecule: messenger RNA, 2060 nt
Organism: Folsomia candida
Lineage: Eukaryota; Metazoa; Arthropoda; Collembola; Entomobryomorpha; Isotomidae
Exons: 4
Coding region: 1195-1686 (163 amino acids)
Source: RefSeq, a predicted model, not a curated record
UCCAAAUUUUAUGUAAGAAAAUGUUAAAAUUUAGCAUUGUAUUGUCAUGGGAGAAAUCCCUCAAAAUUGCAACAUAUUUUCCGACGAGGGAAGAAAAUGGUGAAACUCAACGACCUCCUCAAUUGUCUAGGGAACGUCCACAUAAUACGUUGGCCGUUAACCGAGAUUUUCAUAUCCACCCACCCACCCCUAUCCUCAGUGUUUCGGGUGCAAGUAACCACCUGCAAGAAAUAACCGCAACAAAUUGGUUUCUUGCAGCAAUUUUUACCCGCAAGAAAUGCAAAGUGCAAGAAACUCCUUCCCGCCGCCAUAGUUCUGAAGGCGCGUCGCUAGAUGGCGCUACGUUUCUUGCACUUUCUUGCAUUUCUUGCACCUUGCAUUUCUUGCAUUUCUUGCUUACUCCCGAAUUAAACCAUUUCUUAUAAAACGACUACAUUUUGUCUUCGUCACAGAUUCAAGGACUGGUGACUGGGAUAUAAUUGAUAAUUGUUUUAUCAUAAUUUAGCAUAUUGGGAAUGGAGUGACGAUUGAAAUGGCCCGCGAGAAGGAACAAGUUUUCUUUGCGGAGCGCCGUGAAUUUGACCACCUGGCGGGGAAACUUGGAACGCGCUAUCUAUCCUCGGUCAUGGACGAAUUGCUCAGGAUGAAAAUCAUUUCUUCCUUAAAAGGAUUAAAGGCCGACAUAGUGAAAGGGCUGGAGGAGGCAACGUGCAAAAUUGAGGAACUUACUCCACUUUGUAGUGCUUCACACCAGCAAGAUUUACAGGUUAAUGGACGACAUCAUAAACUCCAUCAUCGUCGACCUGACAGGAAAUACCUCCACACUUUCGCCGACCACUACUGGUUACAGUUCAGGGUCUAAAAUUACCAAAAUGGUGGAACACCAUAAAGAAAAAUUGCACUCUGAAAUCUAUGAUAUUAGUGAGGAAACUAUUGGAUACGUCAUCGUGAACUCAGCUGGGGUGAAUUACCUCCAAUACAAUCUAAACGCUGUACUUCAAAAGGUCGUGCAUGACGAGCUUGCCAAGCUUGUGGAACCCACGACCGCCGUCAUUGAUGAAGCCAAACUGCUGAUUGGCAACUGCUGCAAUUUGGCGAGCGUGAAACUGUCUGAUCAUCCCGUACUAAUGACAAUGAUUCAAUCAAAACUGGAACAAAGUGUGGAAAACCAAGCAAGGAAAUGCAAAAAACCUGAUGACUUCUAUAAUUAAAUGUCAUCAGGUGUACCUUAAUCCGGAUGUCGUGUCCGAUGCCUCGCCAGCCCUUAAAGUGGUCCUUCAUAUGGGUGGUUCGAAAGUAUUCUCUCCGGUGAGUAAACUUUUGGGCGGCCCCUCGGUUUCUUACUUGGACAAGCAAAAAUCAAGCAUGGAUGACUCCAGUCCCCUGGAGAAGGAUUUGCAGGAGAAAAUCCAGAGCGUGAAGAAUCUCGCCAUUCAGCACGUAACUGCUUCCCGGUCAGCAAUUGUGGCCAUGCUGCCGGCCACUAUUAAUCUUCUCAUGGUGGUGAAAUUCUUGCAAGAAAUACUGCCCAACUUAAUCGCUGAGAGUCAUGAUGAAAUUGAGGAAUUCAUUUUGGAGAAUAUGCCGGAUACUGACGACCUUUCAAGAUAUCAGAUGCUCCAGCAGACCUGCGUGCAAUCCAUGGGACACAUUUCCAACCUGCGAGCUGCCCGCCGAAGCAAGUAAUUGGGGUCAAUUGAGUGUUCGUAAUGUCGGCGUCAAUUUUUCUUUUGAAAAUCUGACCCAAUUGUUAUUUUCAUUAUUAUCUGAUCACCAGACGGCGGAUAUGUAUGUAAAUACAUAUUAUUUAGAAGUUUUUCAUAUCAAAUCGGAUCGAAAUAAAAUUUCGUAUACUGACAUCCUGUCUAACGACGGUUGCAAAAAUUCAAACAUGGUUUUCCAUAUUUUAGGCUUUUCGUAGAUAUUAAAUAUUUUCUUACAUAAUUUGAGGAUUUUCCGUACAUAUUUUCCUGUAUGCAUAUUAUAUUUCCAGCUUUCUUUUGUUUAAUUUGUUUGAGCCCACUGUAAAUAGGUCUGGCUAACAUAAUAAAUCGAUACAU